GUGCUUUUCUCAGCUCCAAAUGCCCGCCAACCUCCGUAGCAGUCCCGCUCCCAGAGGAACCUGGCGGGCUCGCGGGUGGGAGCGCUGUCACCGGUGGGCGGUGCUUAGGAGGCUUUCGCCCUCUUCCAAGAGGGCCGCCUCUGCCUCUGUGACAGGCCUGGUCACGUGGGCAUGUGCGCCUAUGAGGUCGCUAGGGCUGGGUCCGCAAUUGUCCCUUCCCGGCCCCUAUCCCGAGGCGGCGCCGGCCUCUGUCAACUGGAGCCUGAGCGAUCAUGGCAACGGACUCGGGCGGGGAGCGCGUGGCAGCGGCGGCGGCUGCAGCAGUUUGUUCGCGGGCCCGGGCGGCGGAGCGGCGGCGGCGGCGGUGGCACCGGAGCUGGCACCUGCCCUGAGCACCAUGCUGCGGGACAGCUCCGGGAGCGAGCUGGCGGUCCGCUGGGAGGCGCGGGCGGCGGCGGCCCAGGCUAAAGCGCAGGCGGCCAGGCAGCUGCGCGUGGACGCGGGCGCCGCCGGGGAGCCGGAACGCAGCGCGCGGGAGCCGCAGUCCCGGGAUUCGGCGCCGACGUCGGCCCGCGGGGCCGAGGAGGGGGACGGCCGCGGCCCCUCCCGGCCGCCGCCCAUGCUGCCCCAGGCCCGGCAGAAGCUGGAGGCGGCGCUGGGGUCCUGCUCGCGCGCCAAGCCCAGGAGCAAGGGCCAGAGCAGCCGGCGCGGCGUGGGCCGCCAGAGCGACGAGCGCGGCCCCAAGCGGCCGGUCACCGUCGACAGCUCCAAGGCCAAGACCUCCCUGGAAGCCCUGAAGAUCAGCAUCCGGCAGCUCAAAUGGAAGGAGUUCCCGUUUGGCCGACGUUUGCCUUGUGACAUCUACUGGCAUGGAGUUUCAUUUCAUGACAAUGAUAUAUUCUGUGGUCAAGUGAACAAGUUUCCAGGCAUGACGGAGAUGGUGCGUAAAAUUACUCUGAGCAGAGCAGUGAGAAUCAUGCAGAAUCUCUUUCCUGAGGAGUACAACUUCUAUCCUCGCUCAUGGAUUCUGCCUGACGAGUUCCAGCUCUUUGUUGCUCAGGUUCAAAUGGUAAAAGAUGGUGACCCCUCCUGGAAGCCCACUUUUAUUGUGAAACCUGACAGUGGUUGUCAGGGUGACGGAAUCUACCUCGUUAAAGACCCCAGUGACAUCCGCUUGGCUGGAACCCUCCAGAGCAGGCCGGCAGUGGUCCAGGAGUACAUCUGCAAACCUCUCCUCAUUGACAAACUCAAGUUUGAUAUUCGUCUGUAUGUCUUACUAAAGUCCCUAGACCCCUUAGAGAUUUAUAUAGCCAAAGAUGGACUCUCUAGAUUUUGUACAGAGCCCUAUCAGGAGCCCAACUCCAAAAACCUACACCACAUCUUUAUGCACUUGACCAACUACUCACUGAACAUCCAUAGUGGGAACUUUGUCCAUUCGGACAGUGCUAGCACAGGCAGCAAAAGGACUUUUUCCAGCAUUCUCUGUAGGUUGUCUUCCAAAGGUGUGGACAUCAAGAAGGUCUGGUCUGAUAUUAUCUCCUUGGUGAUUAAGACGGUCAUUGCCUUGACUCCAGAGCUCAAAGUUUUUUACCAGUCGGAUAUCCCAGCAGGGAGGCCAGGGCCAACCUGCUUUCAGAUUCUCGGCUUUGACAUUCUUCUAAUGAAAAAUCUGAAGCCUAUGCUGCUUGAAGUAAAUGCAAAUCCCAGCAUGAGGAUUGAACAUGAACAAGAACUUUCUCCAGGAGUCUUUGAAAAUGUCCCCAGCCUUGUUGAUGAGGAAGUGAAAGUGGCUGUGAUUAGAGACACCCUGCGUCUCAUGGACCCACUAAAGAAGAAAAGAGAGGCCCACUUUCCCGAUAUCUGUAUGGACAGAAAACAGAGGUUCCCUGAAGUUUCUGACAGAAUGUCUUCAUCGAAGCUUCAGCUUUCAAAGCUCUCCAUAGUCAGGUCAAAGCAGCCUGAGAAGCCAUUAGCUGCAAAGGAAGAUCACCCUAACAGUGAACAAGCCAGUACCUCAGAGAGCAACACUGAAGCUCACCUGCCCUCCAUCUGUCUCAAGCAGGUCUUCCCCAAGUAUGCAAAGCAGUUCAACUACCUGCGCCUCGUAGACAGGAUGGCAAAUUUGUUUAUCCGCUUUCUGGGAAUCAAGGGAACGAUGAAGUUGGGACCGACAGGCUUUCGCACGUUCAUAAGGAACUGCAAGCUCAGCAGUGGCAACUUGACCAUGGCUUCUGUGGACAUCCUCUACAUUGACAUCACAAGGAGAUGGAACUCCAUGACCCUGGACCAGCGGGACUCAGGCAGAUCCUGGGACUGUGGGAGCUUCUCUCCUCCAGUGCCACCACUGACAUAUGAUGUCGCUGCCAAGGAACUCAGUGCAAGUCACAGUGUCCAUAGCCUGGGAGCCAACAGGCAGCCUCCUAGGGAAGAAUGUGCACCUGACCUGCUCAGCAAGACCUUACAUGACUGAGGUGCUUUCUUCUUGGUAGCAAGUGGGUGUCCCUUCCCACACUUUCCCGCUGAUCGCGUCUAUGUAGGGAGGAGGAAGCCUUAUGUAAGCGCAGCCUCAUGCAACCUUCUGUCAGUUUGGCACUCCAGGGCCUAGGAAACUCCCUUCCUCCUUAAGUCUCAGGGGAAAUGUGGUUCUGUUCUGAACAGGGUCUGUUUGACACCCACUGACAGCAGUCUGAGCUCUUGCAAUCUUUGAGGUUACCCUGCCAGCCUCCUUGCCAGCCUCUGUAGCCCCACCCCUCUCCCCCGCCCCAGCCUCACCCUACUUGCCUCCCACAUACCCCAUAUAGACCAGCAGGCUUCCCUCCCUGCCUCUGCUUGUGCUCUCCCUCCUACCUGUGAUUCCCUCCCCAGCCUUGGCUGCCUGAACAAUACUCACAUAUGAGGCCCUUCUUGGUGAAGCUUUCAGUCCCUCUUCCUGCUUCCCUGCCAAACACUCAGCCUUUUCUAUGCUGUGUAUGUUCUUGGGACAUCCCUCCAGUCUGAUCUUGAUGGAUCAUAAGUCUGCACUUGUCUGUACUGCUUUUCAGCUGCCCCCAGUAGAUACUACACUCCUGAGUGAUGUCUGGGUCCAGGGCAUAACAGAGAGAAAGUUGAUUGAUUGAUUGAUUGAUUGAUCCAGUGGAUGGAUGGAUGGAUGGAUGGAUGGAUGGAUGGAUGGAUGGAUGGACGGACGGACGGAUGGAUGAUGGGACUAUUACUGUGCUCCUCAUUCUCAGGAGAGACUAACUUCAGAAUCCCUGGUAGUUCCUUGUUCCCUGAGACACAUGACAUGUGGCUUCAUCUCUGUCUCUUCCUCUGUCAUUGGUGCUAGAUGAUCUUGAGCAAGUCACUUGCUCAGUGCUUCCACAGUAGCAAGCUAUAACAUAGAACUCUACAUGUAGUUCAAUUAGAGGAGGUAGUAGAAUUCUAACCAAGCCAGGACUCUCCCCUCACUCUGCAUUUGUGGUGGCCCCACUGGUUCCCAGAUAAUAGAGCUCCUGAGUGUGAGUACAGUGAAAGAAACAUUUUUGUGCAUUAAUAAAAUUACCUUCUCUAAAGAAGACAA
This is a messenger RNA of Erinaceus europaeus (western European hedgehog), 3559 nucleotides long. RefSeq names its product tubulin tyrosine ligase like 11 (gene TTLL11). Gene Ontology annotation, biological process: protein polyglutamylation; microtubule cytoskeleton organization. Gene Ontology annotation, cellular component: cilium. Gene Ontology annotation, molecular function: tubulin binding; tubulin-glutamic acid ligase activity. NCBI's taxonomy places the organism in Eukaryota, Metazoa, Chordata, Mammalia, Eulipotyphla, Erinaceidae. The record is from RefSeq and is a predicted model, not a curated record. Bases 20 to 2470 code for a protein of 816 amino acids. The transcript is spliced from 10 exons.